CGCCGGGCUGGGAGUUAAAGUCAACCCCGAGCCUCUUCACUGCGUCAGCCCACUCCUCAACAACUCGAGGCCGGAGACUUCCACCUGGCGUCUAGGCCAUAACCACCUAAUGUAAACAUAGCAAAUAGACAGCGUGUCAGAGGGCUAGGCUAUUCAAGCUUAGCAAAAAGAGCGACGAAGCAGGUGUAUGUUUCGCUUCCCCAGCACUGUGAUAAAGAUUACAUUUACAUCGCUUUAUAGCAAAGAAGAGGUCAAAGAAGAACAGCCAGCAUCUCCUAUCCGUCCAUUCUGCCCACAGAUCUCACCGCUCAAGAUUAACAUUCCUGAUCCAAACAUCGACUUGGUCAGCCCUAUCCCAUCACCCACUGGCACCAUCAGUGUUCCCAAUUCCUGUCCUGUGAGCCCUCGUGGUGCCGGCUCCUCUGGAUACCGUUUUGGACGCAACAUCACAAGAGACCUACAGCUAGCUGCAGCAUUUGCUGAAAAGGCAGCAUCCGAGCAGCAGGCCGAAACAUCUGGCGGAGAUAGCCCUAAGGAUGAUUCAAAGCCCCCCUACUCCUAUGCACAGCUGAUUGUGCAAGCCAUAUCAUCUGCUCAAGAUAAGCAAUUAACACUAAGCGGCAUCUAUGCACACAUCACAAAGCAUUACCCUUACUACAGGACAGCUGACAAAGGAUGGCAGAAUUCAAUCCGGCACAACCUUUCUUUAAAUCGGUACUUUAUCAAAGUACCACGGUCACAGGAAGAACCUGGCAAAGGGUCGUUUUGGAGAAUUGACCCAUCAUCAGAGAUAAAAUUAGUGGAGCAGGCAUUCCGAAAACGCAGGCAGAGAGGAGUGUCUUGUUUUAGGACGCCUUUUGGACCCAUCUCAUCCAGGAGUGCCCCUGCAUCUCCUAGCCACCCAGGUCUUCUUUCUCCUCAUUCAAGUGGGUUGCAGACACCUGAAUGCUUGUCUCGUGAAGGGUCGCCUGUCUCACAUGACCAUGAUUUCACAAGUUCCAAACUGGCAUCAGUACCAGAGGUUCGUUACUCUCAAAGUGCACCAGGUUCCCCAGUUAGUGGUCAGCCUGUUAUAAUGGCAGUUCCCCCCCAGCCACCUGGUGUUGUAACAAAGUCUGUGGCCUAUAUGCCUGCUUCUCUAAUAACUUCCCAACAGUCUUCUGCACAUGCCAUUCACGUGCUUCAGCAGGCUCCUACUGUAACCAUGGUGAGAGUGGUAACAACGUCAGCUAACUCCUCAAAUGGCUAUAUUCUAACCAAUCAGAGCCAUGUUGGAAGUGGACAGAUUAUACAGGAUGGUUCCAAUGACCAGAAAGGAGUCCUAGAUGACAAAUCCCUUAUGACUUUUACUAAUGUACCUUCUGGCAGUCGGGUCAUUCAGACAGUUAGCAGCCAGAUGUCACAACCUGUACCUGGACAGAUGGUCACCAUCUUGCAACAAGCACCAGCAACUUCCAUGGGGCAGCAUCAACUUCCAGUAAAAACAGUAACUCAAAAUGGCAAACAUGCUGUUCCUGUGACAAGCCUUCAAGGAAAUACUUACACCAUUACUAAUCCACUACAGAUCCUGGCUACACAGGCGACAUCUUCCUCGCCUGUAGUUGUGAGCAAGCAACUUGUCACAGAACUGCAACAUUCAGCUUCAUCUGUUGGUGAGCCUGAGGCCAAGCGACCUAAGAUGGAAGAGUCAGCUGGAUCAGGCUCUGGUCUUGCUGUGAUCACCUCAAGUCCACAGAUACAGGGUACCAGUGAAUAAAACAAACCGGAAUCAAGAAACAGGUUACAUUGGCGAGGAUGUUUUUGGGUGUUCCACAGAAAAAAAAACAGAAUUCCAAGGUGCCAAGCUCAUGGGAGAGAGGGGGAAAAUAAUGAGCCUGUCUUGAACUGAAGCUCAUGUUUUAAAUGAGGAAACAAGGUAACUGAUUGUAGGAUUAAGAGUGGCUGAGAUGGAGAGUACAUCCAUUUCCAUAAUUCUGGCUUUGUUGUUAUUUUACAAGCCUUAAUUUGAAAGAAAAUGUUCUGCAGAAUUAGUGGGAGGGAAGCAGAUGACUUGAAUUCCUCAGUACAGCAGUGGGAUAUUGCCAAGCACAUAACUUGGUGAUACGGAAAUAGGACUCUGUAAUUGUGUUGACUUAAAUACAUAAUUACUAUAAACCUUAUGAGUACUGCUGAAUUGCCAUUUACAUGUGCACGUGGUCUUUCCAAAAAAAUUGAAGUCGAACAUUGCUACGCCAGGUUAUUGUGAAGACGUUUUGUGCUCUCACCUGGUGCCACAAAGUUCAGCUUGUUUGUUCUGCUUGCAUUGCACUUUGCAAAACUGCAUCCUUGGUGUGGCUCACUUGGUGAAGACCACAACCAUUCUAACCAAGAAACUUGGUUGUUUGGGGGUAUAGUAUGCGGUGGUUCUCUUUGACUGAAAUUUAUCUUUAAGUGGGAUAACUCCUACUAUUGUUAAAGCCUACAAUUUUGAAGGGCAGGGUAUCAGGUGAUCCUGGUUCCUUACACUUCGUGUCAUUAACACAAAGAUAAUUAUCUCCUCUUGAUGUUGUCAAACCACAUUAUUUCCCCACAGUGAAGUCAUUUUAAGUGCUCAGUUGCCCAAAACUCUGAAAUGGAAACUUGCUUCAUAAAUCACUUUCUCAAACUUGCAAUGGUGUGUGAAGAUAUUUCAAACUAUGUAGUGGCCCACUAAUGACUAGCAAAGCAAAAUCUUAAUUGUUGAAGUAAUUUAAUGAGUUGUAAAAUCAGUGCUGUAAUUGGGAUCAUUGAGAAUGGGCAGUUAAUCAGCCAUGGACAUCUGAAUAUUUUAUUAAUGAAGCUAGCAACAUCUGCUGAAAAUGACAAGAUAUGUAGGAGUGAUUAGGUUUUUUAAAUGUCACAUCAAAUUAUAGCAGAUAGACUCAAGCUAUUUAUAUUGUUCAGUUAAUUUUGGAUUUAUUCCCUGUAUUAAAUCUAAUGAACCACCUGUAAUUGACCCAGAUUGUUUAUGGAAUUGGCCUCUUAAUUGCGUCAUUGUGUGUAAAACAAACAAAAUUAAAUACUCUGUAAAAAUAAGACAUGCAAAUAUCUUAAGAUAUGAAAUUGGUGCAACAAGUUAAUUUGGACCUAAUUGAUCACAGUAUAGUCUGCUUUUUGAGAAUAUUAUUUGUGUACCAUAUCAGAAACAUUAAUGGUGUGGCAUAAUUUGUACAAGAUUAUCAAUUGGCCUAAGCUAAUGAAUUGUAUUUUCCCUCUAAAUUUCUAAUAUACUCUUUUCUAAAGAUUGCUUUUCAAAGAAGAAAUCAAUUUUGUUUUUACUUUAUGCAUCACAGCCGGUAUGUAUUUUGUGCUGCUUCUUGACCAGAUCUAGGGCAAAUUUGUAGGUAUUAGCAAUAUUGCCUGGAAAAGAAUAACAGAUGUAAGUACUGUAUAUAUACUUUGAAUUGUCCAAGACUUGUGCAGUAACAAGGCUUAAAUAAUAUUCAUUCUUUGGGCAGACUGGAGUAACAUUGAGAUUAGUGGAGAUAUGUACCCUACCAUCCCUUUAUGAAACUGCAUAAUCAAAGGCGUGAAGCUACAUUUUAUAUAUUAAAAAAUAAGUUUUCUAAAAAUUUUAUAAACUAGUCUUUUGUCAAUUUUGAAGAAUAAUCUAAAACCAAAUUAACUUCAUUUUCAUCUUCAUUAGGCAGUCAAUUUGGCAUCAAGGUUGACUUAGUUCCACUCUGGUUUUGUGGGUUUUGAGGUGGCUAAUGAGGCCAAUGAGAGAACCACAUAUUUCUUCUACAGAUAGGGCAUAAUGUGCAAAUGGGAUGGACAGGUAUGUAGUUGUGAGGCAGUAUGCAUCUUCUGAUCUUUUGCAGUGCAUUUGUGUUCAUCCAAUUCAUGGUUUAUGGUUCUUGGACCUAUUCUAAGAGUUUCUGCACUUUGAGUGAUCAUGAGCUAGAGAUUUCUUCGUGGGGAUAUAUUUCUUCAAGGAGGCUUUUUUCCCCUGUCUUUGUGUGAUAAUCACUUCUCACCUGCUCCAUUACUAAAGGGCAUGAAAACAUGUAAACAAAGUUGAUAGCAGUUUACAUGCUCACAAUUAAAGUGAUUAGCUUUGACCAGAAGCUUGUAUAAUGAGAAAAAAAUGUGGUUUAUGCAAAGAGUGGCAUUGCAGGGCCUCUGUGGUGUUGCAGUAUUUUAACAGUGCGUUAUGGUGAAUACAGUGGAAAUCCCUUACGCAAAGUGUAUUACCUCAUUUCAGAAAUGACCCUUAAGAAUUGAGAACCUCUUGUGGAUUUGUGAACAGGUGUACAUAGAGGUUUGCCUUGCCUUGUUUUACUGGUUUUCCUCUGUACAUAUGAUCUGAUGAAUUUGAAAUGAAUACUGGACCUUUAUUGCAAGGAAUUUUCCGCUUUCAAUCUGAAAACUAUUCAUCCCCACGGUUGGAGAUGUGAAAAAUACAAGUGAAGUUUGUAUUCUUCCAAGCCUUUUUUUUCCCCUCAUUUGAUGUAUCCCUGGUGGUUAUAACAAGCAUUUCUUACUCUUGAGUUGCAAUUCCUCUUCCAACCCUUUAAAUUCUGGAAUUUCAAUCUUAAUCUUCUGGUCCUAAUCUAAGUAAUAAUGUAAAGAUCUUUCAGAACAUUGAAUUGAAAAGGUAUUAGAAAAUGGUUGGAUUUGUAUUUCAAUAUUCAAUGUGAUUUUUAUAUCUAGGAUUCUGUAAUGUCAGAAUGCAAAAUCAAAAUUGUUAAAUGGGGUAGUUAUUGUCUAUUUUUAUUUAAAAUUCCUUCUGUUAUAUAGCACUGCAGAUUAAUUUUUUAAAAAUUGAUAUGGGUAAUUAAAAUUAUCAUGAAGAAAAUGCUGUGUCUGCUUAAAAGGUUACAAAACAAAGCUGAUUAAGUGAAAUACAUUUUUCGGAGUGUCUAUUUUUGGUCAUUCACAAGAACUCCCUGCAACCCCCAUACAAUAGAAGAGCUCUGAUCUUGGUUUUUACCCAUCUUAAUGUGCAGCACUUCAAAGAUUUCACCUUCCAGUAAACUGAUUUUCUUCCCACCUGCACCCUCCUUUCCUCGAUUACCCAUUCUGAACUUUCACUUCUCACCUGCCUGUUAUUUCCCCCUGGGUCCCCUUCUCCUUCCCUUUGUCCUAUGGUCCAUUCUCCUCUCCUACCAUCAGAUUCCUUCUUCUCCAAUCCUUGAGCUUUCCCACCCACCUGGCUUUACUUAUCAUUUUCCAGCUAGUCUCCUUCCCCUCUCCCCAACUUUUUUUUAUUCUGGCAUCUUCCCCCUUCCUUUUCAGUCCUGAAGAAGAAUCUUCAGUCCGAAAUGUUGACAAUUAUUAAUUUUCAUAGAUGCUGCUUGACCUGCUGAGUUCCUUCAGCAUUUUGUGUGUGUUGCUUUAGAUUAAUCUUAUUAUUCUGAUUCAACUUCAUGUUUAUCUCAGUCAAUUCAAAUAAUAAUGUUUAUAUUCCGAAUUAAAUUUGGAAAACUGAAGGAAAAGUGGCCAGAGAAUGUCAGGUUGAACACUGUUCACAUCUUCUGGUGAGACAAAGACUGACUACAAUUAGAUCUGAUGAAAUUGCAUUUUUUUUGUUUUCUUAUUGCAACACUAUGCUGCUUUUAUAUUUCUAAGCCCCACUCGUAGUUAUAACAUGAAGUUUAUUUCAUAUUGUUAAAUCUUAAAAUAAUCAGUGGUCUGAGCUCAACAGCACUAUUAUUGCAGAACAAUAUUACUGCCGUCAGUAAUUUAUCCCACAUUGUUUGAAAUUCAGUUCACCCAGGUCCAAAGUCUAUUUUUAAGUGUAUUUUAAAACUUGAAUAUGUGUAACUGCAGCAGGAAUUUGGAAAUAAUGGUAGGUCACAAAUUUACAUAAGUAUAAUAAAGACAUCUAAUAAUAGUGCUGCAAAGGCAAGUCCCAAAAUUCUUGAACUAUAAAUACACCUCAAAGAAUAGAGGGUAGAGAAGAAAAAGAAUGACAUUUUCAGAAACUUGGCAUGUUGAAAAUAAUUUUAAAACUAUUCCAUUUUAUUAUAUGAAUUAUAAAAUCUAGGUUUGACACUUUUAUUAAUUGUUUGAGUAUAUUUGUUUGGAAUAGUUUGCAGGUAAAAUGUAGGUAUCUAGUUCAGUAUUCUUUAUAGCAGUUCAUUUAAUGUGGGAUGACACAUUUUAGGAUGAACUGGAAAAGAAAAAGAUCAGGGUAUUGCUCCCUUCCCUUUGUGAAGGGAUUGUGUCCUAUUACAAUCAUUCAUUAAUUGGUUAUAUUUUAACAAUAUUUAAACAUUACCCAAGAGAUAUGCACAAUGUAAGGGAAAUAGAAUUAACAAAGAUGUUGAUGCCUUUAAUGCAGAAUGGUAGGAACAUUUCUAAUUUUGAAUUCUGACAGUUGCUGCUUUUCCAGGAAGAUAAUUUGUCUUUGCUACUAAAACCAUCAGAUAACGUCAAAUCUCAGCCACACAUCAGUUCCAGGAUACUCUUGUGGUGACAGCGCUACUACCUAGACUUUAACAUCUGGUGAGGUAUGGCAGUAAAGAUUUCCUGUGUUAAAACUCCUUGGCUCUUGGUACGUUUGGUCCUACCAGGUUUAUUCCUGACAUGGAAGUGAGGAGUGCUGAAGUCUAACCCUUUGAAGAUGACAAGGGAAGGAAUAAUUGGAGUUUAAUUUUGAAUUCACUAAUAUUGAAUGUUAGCUAUCAAUACAAGAUUAUUCAUGUCUUUACUACUGCAAUGCACUUCCAUGUUAUCUUUCUGAGAUUACUGGCUUUGGUAAGAGGCUCUCUGGAUCUCAGUAUCCCGAGAACUGGACAGGUCAGCAACCGCUCUUUGCUCCAUCACGUCUGUGCCCUGUCAAUUUCUUUAGUGGAACCAGUUACAAAGAUUAUCAACAACAUCAUCUUUUUUUUUGUCCUUUGUGGAUUUUUGUGGUCAUUAUGUCAAAAUGAACUUGAAAUCUAUUAAUUGAUGUGAAUUUUAAAUGGUUGCAAAAUCCUGGCAGGCAUCAUUUGAGUAUUAACCCAAUUUUCUUCACAUUUUUUGAAAUUAAGUUUGAAAUACUGACUUUUUUUUUGGAAAGUUCUGUACUGUUUGCUAUUGUAACACAUUCCAGAAAACUGUGUGCAAUAGGGAGACUAGAAAUGGACUUGUGCUUUUUAUAGAGCUUGUUAAUGGUUCUCUAUUAUAAUUAAACAUCGCAGAUCAUACAGUGUUCUUGAAUGCUUGAAUUAGUUUUUAAAAAAAUUGACAGUAGGAAACAUUCAUGAACAUAGCACCGCAUAGGGAAGUACAUAUGGUUUAUCAUAGGGCAAAGUUGUGAACUUUGAAUAAUCGUUGCUCUUAGUCUUUUAUGCUUUACCUCAUCAAGCACUGACUCAGUUUAGCAAGGACAGUGUGUAAUACUGCAUUUUUGUACUGAUGGUUGUUAUUAGCUAGUAUUUGGUGGGAUAAAAUUGCCAUAGCAUAUGUGUUUUGCAGUCAAGUACUUUGGGCAAUACAUCGUGCUUCUGUUCAUUUAUGUUCACUAGUACUGAGUCUAAUCACGAUAUAUUGGCAGCAAGCACAAUAGGCAGAAGGCUUCUAUUUCAUGGUAAUUUCAUUACCAUAGUAUGAAAUAUCUUACAAUACCUUAUGUUGAGGAAAAACAAAUAAGAUUAAUGAGAUUGAGAAAAUUAUUGAAAUCUGCCUUUGUAAAUAUUGCGCAAGUUCUCAAAUUGCAAUAAAAUUUUAUGUAAUGAGAAAGAUAGAAAAAGUGAUUUGGCAUGGUUGGACUAGCUGAAUUUCUAGACUAUUGAACAUUACUCCUAAUAAUAUCCAAGCACAUUUAUAUCUUUUUUUUACAUAUUAUACAGUAGUGUAGUAAAUUUUCUGGUGAGCAUAAAGGGAGCUGGAAAGAUACUAGCACUCUGGACACCAGUUCCAGCCAUAAAGCUACCCAAGUUCCUGAUCACUAGUGUUGAAGAUCUUGGCCCUGGUCAUGCUGAUCCUGAGCUCUGGCCUAUCAUAGUGCUGCAUCUUGCACUGCUGGUUGAUAACUAAUUAGUCAGCCAGAUCCUGGAGUAUCAGUAUUUCUGAGCAAGUGGAUGCUGAGUUUGUAUCAAGUAGGAGAGAGAAAUGGUUCUUUUCCCCUCAUCCUGACACCUAGGUACAUUUACUUUUUAGAGGAGAAAUUUGGAAAUGAAGGCACAAGCUGUAUUAACAAAUGUCAUGGAGAUAUCCACAAACUUGGUUCUUCAAAUUUUGUUGGAGAAUAGCUCUUCUAAUUAGUUUGAAAAGCAAAACAAAAUACUGAAAAUUGAAACAGCAGCUACAUUUAGUUGCAUUGGAAUAAGCACUUGUAAACCUCCAUGUUUAAACCUGAAAAAAGCAAUUUCUUUCUGUAGAAAUAUUCUCUGACAAUUUUAAAAUAAUUUUGAAUAAUAAUCAUUAAUAAAAGCUUUAUGACGUGUGUGUGUGUGUGUGUGUAUAUACACACAUUCACACACACUCACACACACUCUCUCCUCCCCCCCCAAUGGAAAUGUGUAUUUAACACUUUACCCACUUUAACAGUUGUUGGAUAGGAGAUUUUCUGAAAUGAUGAUGUCUUGUAGAGCAAAAUAUUUGGCUUCUUGUCAGAAAGACAAUUUUGUUAAACAGAUUCAACACAUUAACAGGCCCUUCCAGUCCAAAGGGCCCAUGCCACCCAAUUACAUUCAUUAAGUUGACCAUUUCAUCAAGCCUUUCAAUGAAAUGAGAAAGUAAUAUUCUCAGCCUCGACUAUUUGCUUUAUUAUGCAUAUAUGAGACAUAAAGCAGAAAUAAAGUCAAUAUUUGAACAACUUCUACACAUUUGGAGUUUUAUUUUUAAAUUAAUAGUGUAGUUUUAAAUUUUGUUAUGAAAUUCUCAACAAAGUGGCAUUUGUGCAAAAUAACUUGUGCUGAUUCUUUGAUUUGACGUAACAUAAUUUUAGGAUCAUGUCAUUUAAUUGUAGCACAUAAAUACUAAUUUUUCAAAAAUGCUAGGUAACAGAGAUUGCCAUCCAAAGGAGUCCUGAAGCAGUCUACACCAAAUUGGUUAAAAAAUUACCUGCUGGACAGUUAUUAUAUGGUCACCUAAUAGGUUUAUUAAAUAUCGAAACUGUUUUGCUCACUGUGUGGGUCACCAUGGAGCAUUUAAUAUUGUACCGUAAAUGUGGAUUGUAUGUAUAAAAAAACUUUGAAGAAUCUUUCAUAGUAUUUUUCUUUAAAAAAUCCAAAAUUAAGGUGUUAUCAUUUCAUUUCUGAAGGACAGUAAUAUAACGUAAAUGUUUCACUUUAUAAUGUUUAGUUAUUCAUAGAUCUGUAAAAUGGAUGCGUAACUCCAAAAAUGCCCAUUUUCCAUGACAGUCAAAAACAUUAUUUUCACAACUUUAAUACACAUUUUCCCAUAGAUAUUAAAAGCAGAAACUUGUAUAAAAGUACUUUAAAGGAAAGUGCAACAACUUAUCAUGAUGCAAAACUUGUUAAAUCUGAUCAUUUUUUAAACGGCACUAGGGGCAUGGAAUAUCUUUUUUCCAAUCAUUGCUGCAAAAUCCGGUUACAUAAUUGGAUUAGAUUUGAAUAAGUUAGGGUAAAAAAAACUCUAUGAAAAUAACUUUUUUUUGAUUUCUCAUGAUUCUGCUGAUUGUUGUAUUACGGCUACUUUUACUUUCAAUACAUUUCUGAUUAGCUACUUGGAUUUUUAAAACAAUAUGAGUUCUUGACAAAGGUGGACAGUUUUGAAGGUCGGACACCUCAAUUAAGUAUUCAAGUGAAGUUUAUUGUCACUGCCUAUACAGUUGUUGGAUUGAAUGUAAAGAAAUAUUUACAAUUUCAGGAGAGAUUCAAAUUGCAUUAAUUUUAUUGUUACUGACUGCUGCUUCAGAGGAUCUUUUAAUAAGUUGCCACGUGACAUUGUGGUAGAAAUUGUAGAUGUUAUGAACCAAUGAAGACGAAUAUGAUCCUAGAUGUAAGUAUUCUGUGUAAAAAUAUAUGAAUAUUUUGACAUAGGACAAGAUAGUUCUCCUCUCCCCCUGCCCCACAAACACCUGCCACUCCAUCCCACCAGCACUCAUACUAACUUGUAUUCAAAUCCAUUCUCCUCGAUCUUAUUUUUUUUUUCAAAAUCCGAAAUGUUUCUGUUUGAGCUCAUGGAACUUAAUUUGAAAACAUCCUGAAGACUAAAACAGAGAACUAAUUAUUUUCUUCACAUGAUUUGUGUAUUUUACUCUAAGGCACUGUUUGUGACCCACAUCUGUUAUAUGUAUUCAAGCAUGCACUUCAUUACACAAAAAAGGUUCUUUGGAUUGUGGUUUAAGUUGUAGAGAAAAAGAAGUAGCAUCAAGCAGAAUCAUCCAUGUGCAUUACUACUUCAUCUUGUGUACACUACUCCUGUACCAACAAAUAACCACAUGCACUAUCUACCUCCCAAAUAAAAAUUUCUCACCUAGUACCUUGGUUUUUCACCUGCCAAGGAGGCAGUUGGGUGAACUACUCUGCAGUUAUGCAUCCUACAAUCAACAGAUUUCACCUUCCUAAUACUUUAUAAUGACAAGUAAAUUCAGGCAGAGUAGAACUUCUCAUGGCUCAAGCAUGGAUUAAGAAUUGUGACUGCUUGCUUUGGUUUUUUGCCGCAAUUCCUUCCUGGAAAUUAUUGCUGUAUUUGUCUGGUUUUCUUGGUUGUCUUUAGAAUCCCCUGGUAGUUUAAUCUCCCCUUACAUCUCCACAUUAUCCAAGUAGUAACAAUGCAUCUCAUGUUAUUUAAAGACAGCAGUGAAUUAUUAUCUUUUCCUCACUGUUGGUAAGUGUUUUAAUCAGUUGAAAGCUAAUGGUAAAGUUCAAUUAGAAUGAAAAAGACAAAAUGCAGCUCGGAAAUGUGCAAUACUUAAAACAUUUAGGAGGUAGAAAGAGAAAUACUCAUUCGGAUAUAACUGUUGUAGCUUUCUUACCAAAAAUGCAUAACCAUGAUGAAUUGUUUCUAUUGAGAAACUGGUAUAAAGAAUGGUAAUUAAAGUAGUAUACAAAAUACUGGAAAUGCAGUAUCAUUUACAUUUUCAUUAUUGAUUUCCAGCAUCUGCAGAAUUUUGCUUCAGCGUGCUGAUUAAAAUACUUUUUCAGGUUUUAAACUGUGCUGAAGGUUAGGUUUUUACAUAAAACAAUUAUAGGAAAAGUUACAGAUAAUAACUGCAAAAUGGAUUUCUUCUCAUUAACCCCGUAGAACAGUUAUAUAUUAAUCUCUUUGUAAGCUACUCAACUUACUUUAAUAAGUACUUUCCCAUCCAAUUUUCAUAUGUGCCCUUCCUGACUUUCUCUCACUGAAUGUUUCAGUGGUUUCAUAUCUAAUCAGCAAGACUUUAAUGCACCUCCUUUAUUUUCAAGCUAAGAUUCUCAAACUUCUAAAUCAGAAUGAUGGAACAGAGCACUAUUUAUGUUUAUUCCAUCUUUGUGAUGCCACAUAAAAGAAUAGUGACUGACCUGUUGAAGAUUAAGCCAGUUUCAAUAUAGUUGCUGCAAGUAGUUGAUUUAAAACAAUCACAACCAUGUUUGUGGUUUGCCUUUUGUCAAAAAGAAUAGCUAUAGGAGAAGAAUGCUUCCAUAUACCUCCAUAUCUAGAUUAUUCAGAAUAUCAGCAUAGGUUUGAAUCUAGCGUCCCAUUUUAAAAUAUAACGUUUAUCAGUAUUGCAUUGUUCUGUAAUAAAACCAAAAUACAUUACAGUUUCUCAUCAGGCCAAUUAGUAUCCAAUUAUAAUUGUAACAUCAAGUGCUCCCAGUGACUUUUAAUAGGUGAAUGAAUUGCUCAGAGUGACACUGAAUCAUCAGCAAGCCCUUUUCCAGUCAUUUAGACUAUCUGUUGUAGCAAGUGGUAACUGGAUCAGGUUCUGCUGUGAUGUUCCACAUCUUAAAGGUAACUCAACAGUGAUUGUUGCAGCAUGCAUAAAGUAUGGCCACUGGAGAGCACCCUAGUCCUGUGGAUCCAUAUUGUAGUGGAGUUUUCAGGAGAGGAACAGAAAGUAAUAUCAGUAAAGCAACCAAAAUAUGUUUUGAUUAUUUGUACUAAAAACGGUAAUCUAACUUUAAAUCCAUUUUUUGCAUACUGUACAUAAUAGUCAAGGAAUUCCUCUGCAUUGUGUAAUGAUAUUACACAGCUGAAUAGAGUGAUUAAUAAUGUCUAAAAUGUUUAAAGCCUCAAGAAGUUGUAUAUGUUGUGUGGCAAUAUUUGAUGAGAGGAGGUGGAAUGUCUGAAUUUCAUACUUUGAAUAAUCAUUUUGGAUUUUAAUGGUACUGUUUCAUGCUCUGAAGUUAUUUUGAUAAUAUCCCAGUGUUUGUAACAAUGCAGUCUGUACAAAGAAGAUGCACACUCAAUGUUAGAUUUAGUUUUGAGGAAAUAACUAAGCAAUCACAAGAUAAUUGGAUUCAAGGUACAUAAUAUCAAAUUUGUGUGAAAUUGAGAAAUUAAGUAACAAGGUUCUUUGCUGUUUUGAAAAAUUAUUGGGUUCUAGGGAUUUCUUAUUUGUUUAGGGUAUGUCCAAAGAAGAAUUUCAGAACACUCUGCUUCUCUUUUCCAUUCAAUUAUUGAGGAAGCAUAUUCCCAAUUAUGCAUUUAUAUCAAGGGCCUGUGCAAGAAAUUCAUGAAAUAUAUUUUAUCUUUUACAAUUUGAAUAUUAUGAACUGCUUUAGAUCUUUACUCUCUUCUCUGCAGCCUCUUUUCUUAAAGAGAUGAGGAAUUUCACUUUGAUGUCAGUAGUCAGUUGCACUGACUUUUUUUUGUGGCACCUCAACUUGCGGCACUGUGGAAUUGUAUGCAAAAAAAGCAUUAAUAACAGACAACAAGCACCUGCACAUGGAUGGUCCGUGCUAAAGAGGCACUACUGAGUGUCGAAAGAUCCCACUGAGGCAGUUUGGCACUUAUUCUUCAGCAAUGGAACCAAGUUUGAAUUUAGUAUACAAUGGAUCUAUGAACAUAACAAGUAAAAACUGUUUUUAAAACAAAAACUUUCCAUGGAUAUAUUUGCAUUUUAUUCUGGAUGUAUGUUUAGUAAGGCUAAAGAGAGAGGAGUCAUUCUGCUUUUAUUAACAGCAAUCUGAAUGUGAUUUCAAUGUAACUGAGGGAUGUUAAUGACGGGCUAAGUUUGAAAGUUUUUUUUAUUUUAAGAAAAGGCACUGUUUUUUGUGUUUCCUAUGAUUAUUAUGUUUCUGUUUAUGGUUAUUCACAAUAUCAAAAAUGGCUGCAAAGCUGGAGGGGAAGUUCACUGAUACUCUCUUCAGCAUUGGUUUUUAAUGACCAUUAAGAAUAUGUAUUAAAGAGUAAUCUUUACAUGCCUUUCCUGUGGUUUGUUUUCCUUUAUAUGGUUCCAGGCAUUGUGAAUUGGCUGCUGAUGUGUAAAUGGUGAAUUAUUUGAAGUAGAAAUGGGGCAGUAUUUAUAUAAACACCAGCAAAAUAACUAUCAGAAUUGGAUUUAUUAUCACUGGCAUAUGUCAUGAAAUUUGUUGUUUUGCGAUAGCCAUUCAGUACAAUGCAUAAAAUAUUGCCAUAGAUUAUGAGAACAAAUAAAUAUACAGAGAGAAUUAAAUAAGUAGUGCUCACAGAGCAAAAGUAGUGAGUUAAUGUUCGUGGG
Mobula hypostoma (lesser devil ray) is the source of this 13561-nucleotide messenger RNA. It is a transcript of the gene foxk1, whose product is annotated as forkhead box K1. The transcript is spliced from 9 exons. Bases 188 to 1756 code for a protein of 522 amino acids. Gene Ontology annotation, molecular function: DNA-binding transcription factor activity, RNA polymerase II-specific; RNA polymerase II cis-regulatory region sequence-specific DNA binding; protein binding. The record is from RefSeq and is a predicted model, not a curated record. NCBI's taxonomy places the organism in Eukaryota, Metazoa, Chordata, Chondrichthyes, Myliobatiformes, Myliobatidae. Gene Ontology annotation, biological process: regulation of transcription by RNA polymerase II.